UAAAUAAAUUGUUGUUAUUGUUGUAGUUGUAGACUGUGCAAAAAUCAUGAAUUGCCUCCCCUUUAUCAAAUCACCCCAUUUGUAGCAUGAAGGAUGCUGUUCUAGUGUUUGGUAGCAGUAACACUGACUGAUAGAAGAUAUGGCUUUAAAAUUAUGUUGUAAAAUAAGACAUUUGAGAUUACAAAAACAGUUUGUAUUAGCUACCAGAAUCUUUAAACACAACAGUAACUUAAGGUUAUUUCAAACUCAUCAUUCAUCUUUAAAAUCCAAACAGUUGGACUGCACACUUCAUAAUAAGAGAUGGAUGUCAACUAUACAAGGCUCAGAACAACCUUCUACCAAAAGACAAGCUUUACUCUAUGCGACUUACGGCUCCUUCGCUCUUGGUGGCUUUCUGUUAAUAGCUAUAAUUCUACGAGAGGUCAAAAAGAAACGCUUACAGUGGAGAGGGAUAUUUGAAAUGAAAAUUCCUGAAAUGAGACGUCUUGGAAUGUAUAAAUAUAAAGAUGUGACACUACCACUAUUUGUUGUGAAUGAAUUAGAAAAUAUAGAAAAGUUUGAAUCUACUGCUGAAGACAUAUGGGUUGUGUCAUUUCCUCGCUCAGGAACAACAUGGUUACAAGAGAUAGUGUAUUUAGUACAAAAUAAGGCAAACACAGUAAAGGCUAAGUCUAAAUUAUUAGAUAGUAGGUUUCCAUACCUGGAAUUUAUGACACCUGGUAUUAAAGAGAUAGAGAAGAUGCCUUCCCCACGCCUCUUGAAAUCUCAUCUACCUUAUUCAUUAUUACCCAAGAGUGUGCAUGAAAACAAACCAAAGAUUAUUUAUAUAGCAAGGAAUCCGAAAGAUGUUGUUGUGUCAUACUACUACUUUGUACGUCUGCUGUUUCCAGUGACAAGAUAUGAAGGAGAAUUUAAAGAAUUUUUCAAUCUUUUCAUCCAUGAUAAAGUUAUGUAUGCUCCCUGGUGGAGACAUGUGGAGGAAUUCUGGGACAUGCGUCAUGAGGAUAAUAUACUCUUCCUUACUUAUGAAGAUCUUAAAAGGGAUACAGAAGGCACUAUAGAUAAGGUGGCGAAGUUCCUCGGUAAGACUCUGACACAAGAGCAGAAGGACAAAAUUAUCGAUCAUUGCAGUUUUGAAAAUAUGAAGAAAAACCCGACAACAAAUCACUCCUGGUUUGAAACUCUUGGUGUAAGUGAUCCUAAAAGGGGUGACUUCAUGAGAAAAGGUUGUGUUGGAGACUGGGCUAAUCAUCUCACAGAUGACAUGAACAGACAGAUGAACCAGAUGAUAGGAUAUAAGUUAAGGAACUCUGAUAUAACAUUUGCAUUUAAAGGGACACAUUUUGAAAACAAUGAUGGUGACACUAUAGAGCAGACUCUAAAAUGAUGAAAGCUUGUUGUAGCAGAAUCUCCUUCAUUUGUGAUAACUUUUUCAGAUUUAAUUAAGAAAAG
Messenger RNA from Ruditapes philippinarum (Manila clam), 1452 nucleotides. RefSeq names its product sulfotransferase 1B1-like. The transcript is spliced from 7 exons. Gene Ontology annotation, biological process: sulfation. Gene Ontology annotation, molecular function: sulfotransferase activity. The coding region runs from base 140 to 1387 and encodes 415 amino acids. Gene Ontology annotation, cellular component: cytoplasm. The record is from RefSeq and is a predicted model, not a curated record. Lineage: Eukaryota; Metazoa; Mollusca; Bivalvia; Venerida; Veneridae.